AUGCCGAAGCGGCAAUUGUGCCAGCAGUGCAAGUCGUACGAUGAGGGCGCCGAGGACCCACGCGACAAGCAGUGGUACUGCAAUUCUUGCUGGACGGCCUACAACAAUGUCAACAAGGACAGUAAUGUCAACAAAAAGAACAACAGCAAUAACAACAAAAAUGUCUCUAGUAGCAGCGGCGGCAACAACGGCGGCCGUCGCGGCGCGGACAAGACGCCGAAGAAUGAUCAGAAGCUCGGCCGAAAAGGGGCCGCUGCUGGUAACACGACAGUUAGCUUGAACAUCGAAGUGCAGGAUGCUGUUCGCCGUCUGCACGGCAUGUACGCAAGUUGCGCCCAUAGUUCUUCACAUAUCCCCGGUGCCCACGCGACAAGCCUGUUAGAAGACGUGCUGGUUCUGCUGCACGACGACGCGGGAGGCCGGCAGCGCGCAAGCUCCUUCGCUGGGCAGCUGAUGCAGCGGCAGCAGACCGUCGCGGUGGCUGCGCACUCCGGCGAGCCACUGUCCCCACGCGGCGACCGUGUCGGGUGCGUGGGCCGCUCCGCCUACCAGGAGAGCCGCAAGGUGCCACUCGACAUGCUGCUCUCCAGUGUGGACGAUAUCGUCUCACAGAUAUACGUCCACUUCGACGAAGACAUGACGCAGAUUAUCCUCAACGCUCUGGACAAGGUCACCGCGUGUGACACACAGAGGCAGCGUGACGCGGCGCGGGUGCGUGUCGUUGACGAACUCCUGCAGACGCUCGGCGACGAGCACUACGACCUCCUGCAGUGUGUGAUGCACCGCCCACGCGACAUCUUCCUCCGGCUGCUGGAGGAGUUCUGCACCCUCGAGGAUGACGAUAGUAGCAGCAACAACAAUAACAGCUCCGCCGCCUUGCCGCAGCACGCACUGACAGUCCGCUUUGUCAAGACAGCGAAACAGCGAUCGGAGAUGCGGGAGGUGGCGUUCGCCCACAACGGCGCGGCGACAGACCAACGCUGGCUAGCCCACAUGACGCAGCGUUACCGGCAACUGAUGCAGGAGUCGGAGCUGGACGAGAUCUUCAAGCGCGAUCUCAGCGUCGGUGGCUCAUCGGUGCCGAGCGGUGCCACCGUGACGCAGAAAAAAGAUCACAUACGCAUCCACGUCCCACCUCCGGUGCAGAAGGUGCUGCCGGAGGCUCAGCGCGUGUGCGUCGCCACAUCGCUACCGGAGUGGACACACCCCGCAUUCCUCACGAUUAAACACUUGAACACCAUACAAACCUCNCUCUUCCGUACCGCAUUCCAUACGUCGCAGAACAUGCUCGUGUGUGCGCCGACAGGGGCAGGCAAGACAGUGUGCGCACUGCUCGUAAUGCUGCGCUGCAUCGAGGAACACUUUGUCGAGGGGAAACUGGACCGAAACUUCAAGAUAAUCUUUGUCGCUCCAAUGAAGGCGCUUGCUCAGGAGAUGGUGGAGAACUUCUCGCGCCGCUUAGCCCCCUUUGCAAUGGAGGUGCGUGAACUGACUGGUGACAUGCAACUUACCAAGCGCGAGGUUGCACAGACGCAGGUCAUCGUGACAACGCCAGAAAAGUGGGACGUCAUCACACGUAAGCAAAGCAACGAAGACCUUGUGCAACAGGUCCGUUUAAUCAUCAUUGACGAGAUCCACUUGCUGAACGAGGACCGCGGACCAGUUCUGGAGGCCAUUGUGGCGCGGACGCUCCGCCAGGGUGAGCUCAAUACGGAUCAACAGCAACCCACGCGCCUUGUCGGUCUAUCCGCCACGCUGCCAAAUUACAAGGAUGUGGCAAAUUUUCUGCGCGUUGAUCUGCAGGAGGGGCUGAAGGUAUUCGGCCCGGAGUACCGCCCGGUGCCGCUCGAGCAAACCUUUGUUGGACUGCACAACAACACCAAGGACAAGGAGCGCCAGCUUGACAGGCUUGCAUACAAUGAGGUGGUCCGCAACGUGCGGGAGGGGCACCAAGUGAUGGUCUUUGUCCACUCACGCAAGCAGACAGUGGGGCUUGCCAAGUACUUCAUCGAGGAGGCGAAGAAAUUCUCACAGGAGAGCCUAUUCAAACCAAGCGGCACUCUGCCAAAGGAAGUGGUGACACGCGGACGCAACCUGCAGGGUCGGGAUCUUUCAGAUCUGUUUCUUGCCGGCUUCGGCGCCCAUCAUGCCGGUCUCGUGCGCUACGACCGCACUGCAACAGAAGGGUUGUUUCGCGACGGCUACAUCAAGGUCCUGGUGUGCACUAGCACCCUCGCGUGGGGCGUUAAUCUGCCGGCGCACACCGUAAUCAUUCGUGGUACUCACUUGUAUGACCCGAAGCGUGGCGGCCUCGUGCCCAUCUCUGUCCUUGACGUGAUGCAGAUAUUCGGCCGAGCUGGCCGACCACAGUACGAUACAAGCGGCCACGGUAUCAUUGUGUCGGACGAGAAGGAUGUCGGGCAUUAUCUCCGACUGCUCGCCAACGCCCUCCCCAUCGAGAGUCAGCUGCAGAAGUGCCUGUGCGACCACCUCAACGCGGAGAUCCACGCCGGCACCAUUUCCUCCAUCGUGGAGGGCAGCCGGUGGCUGGAGUACACCUACCUCUGGCAACGUGUGCGGGUAAACCCGCUGCUGUAUGGAAUAAAAAUUGCCGACGUGCGACGAGACCCUAAACUCAAGACGGUGCGGUACGAACUCGUCAGCAACGCCGCAGAGGAACUGGCAAAUGCUAGCAUGAUUCGCUACAAUCCACAGACUGGAUCUGUUGACACAACAGACUUGGGUCGAAUUGCAAGUUACUACUACAUUUCCCACGAGUCCAUCGCGACUUUUAACCUUAAGAUGCGGCGUCCUGACGAGUCGUGGAUUGAAAGCCUCGACAUGGGCGCCGCUAUGAACAUUGUCGCGUGCGCGAAUGAGUUUGAGCAGUUGCGCGUGCGGCAAGAGGAGUUGGAUGAACUGAAGAAGAUCCACGCCUCGUUACCAAAGCAGGUGCAGCGAUAUGCCAUUGUCGGUGAGAGUGCUGAUGAGACUGGUGUGGAGUGGAAGGUAACAACACUCAUGAAGGCGUUCAUUAGCCGGAUUCAUAUUGACAUGCAUUCCCUCGCCUCUGAUGUGAACUAUGUGAUGCAAAAUGCGCCUCGUAUUGCUCGUGCACUCUUCGAAAUUGAGAUGCAGCGCGGUCACCCGCUUACCACCGCUGUGUUUCUGUCACUCUGCAAGUGUAUGGAGCAGCGCUGCUGGGAAUUCGACCACCCACUCAUGCAGUUCAACGUGGAUUUUACCGAUGCUGUCAUUGCAAACCUUGCAAAGAGGCGCCCGAGUAUGACGCUGCUGCAGGAGAUGACUGCGCGGGAGAUUGGCUCUAUUGUACACAACCAACGUUUUGGCGGUGUGAUUGCCAAUCUUGUUGCCUCAUUUCCAGCCGUAACACUGACUGCGGACGUGCAGCCAGUCACACGCACAAUUUUGCGUGUUAAGGUGACUAUCACGGCGACAUUCACGUGGAAUACCCGCUACCACGGCUCCACCGAGCAGUUUUGGUUGCUCGUUGAGGAUCAGGACAACCACUUCAUCUUCCACCACGAGCUGAUCUCGCUGAAGCGUAAGGAGGUGGAAGCGGGCACGCCACUGGUGGUGAAUCUCUCCGUUCCUAUUCUGCCGGAGUAUGACAUGUACUCCGUGCGGCUCUACAGCGACCGGUGGAUCGGAUGCCGUGAAGAAUUUACCUUCUCCAUUGGACACCUGCACCUGCCGGAUGACACGCAGUCGACUACCACGCUGCUGCCGCUCGCGCCACUCCGUCUGGAGGUGAUCCCGGCACAGUACCACCCCAUCUACGAAGGGUUUCCACAGUUCAAUGCGGUGCAGACGCAGGUAUUCCACGCCAUGUUCCACACCGAUAGCAGCAUCUUCUUAGGCGCACCUACCGGGAGUGGAAAGACUGUUGCGGCAGAGAUGGCAAUACUGCGCGUCUUUGAGAACUACCCGCCGGGGUCAAAGAUCGUGUACAUUGCCCCACUCAAGGCGCUCGUAAAGGAACGCGUGAAGGACUGGACGACGCGCUUCGACCGCCGCCUUGGCCGCCGCGUGGUGGAGCUCUCCGGCGAUGUGACACCAGACAUCUCGGCGUUGGUGCAGGCUGAUAUUCUGUGCACCACGCCGGAGAAGUGGGACGGUCUCUCACGUAACUGGCAGGUGCGCCGCUACGUGACGGCGGUGCGUCUCGUCAUCUUCGACGAAAUCCACAUGCUCGGUUCCGACCGUGGCCCAAUUCUUGAGGUAAUUGUGAGCCGUAUGCGCUACAUUGGCUGGCACCGCAAGGCGCCGAUCCGCCUCGUUGGGCUCUCUACUGCUGUUGCAAACCCAGCUGACCUCAGCUCGUGGCUCGGUGUGCAGAACAAGUGGGCGGUGUUUAACUUUGACCCCUCUGUGCGGCCGGUGCCGAUGCGAGUGUUCAUUGCCGGUUAUCACGGCAAGAAUUACUGUCCGCGCAUGGCGGCAAUGAACAAGCCUGUGUACAACGCAAUCUGUGAGAAGAGCCCCAACAAGCCUGUGAUUGUUUUUGUUUCCUCGCGUCGGCAGACGCGGCUGACGGCAAUGGCACUCAUCGGCUACCUGCUGAUGGAGCAGAACACCGCCAAGUUUGUGCGCAUGGACACAGAUGAGGUGGCCACCCUCGUGGCGCGUGUCAGCGACCCGUACGUGAAGCACUGCAUGCAGUUCGGCGUUGGUGUGCACCACGCCGGCCUGCUGGAGAAUGACCGCACAACAGUGGAGUCCGCAUUCCUCACAGGGAAGCUGCAGAUCCUUGUGGCGACCUCGACGCUCGCGUGGGGCGUCAACUUCCCCGCGCACAUGGUGGUGGUGAAGGGGACGGAGUACUACGACGGCAAGACCAAGACGUACAUCGACUACCCCAUCACCGAUGUGCUGCAGAUGAUCGGCCGCGCCGGCCGACCGCAGUUCGACGUCGACGGCGUUGCCCAGGUGCUGUGCCACGAGCCCAAGAAGGGGUUCUACCGCAAGUUCCUCUACGAGCCGUUCCCGGUGGAGAGCGCGCUGCACAAGCAGCUGCAUGUGCACAUCAACGCUGAAAUCGUCGCCGGCACCAUCACGACGCGGCAGGACGCGGUGGAUUAUCUGACGUGGACGUAUCUGUUCCGCCGCCUCGUCAAGAACCCGUCGUACUACGGCGUGGAGGAUCGCUCGCCCAAGUCCGUCACCAUUUUCCUCUCCAUGCUCGUCGCCGGCGUCCUCGACGAGCUCGAAGCGUGCGGCUGCAUCGAGUCGCCUGAAAGUGACGACGACGACGACGACGAUGACGACAACAACAAUGGUGCUGGCGGCAGCGGAGGGAAUGACAAGGACCCCAACGCGCUGACAUGCACCGUCCUCGGGAGGCUCUGCUCGUACUACUACCUCUCGCACAAGACGGUGCGCUACUUUGAUGCGCACCUCGACGCAGACAGCUCGCACAUCGACGUGCUCACAGCACUCUCUGAGGCGGAGGAGUUUAACGAGCUUCCGGUCCGGCACAACGAGGAUAAACUCAACGUCACCCUCAGCCAAAGCCUGCCGCUGCCCAUAAAUACAAAUAACGCGGAGUCGCCGCAUGUGAAGGCGUUCCUGCUCUUCCAGGCACACUUUGAGCGCAGCAGUUUGCCCAUUUCUGACUAUUACACUGAUCAGCGGUCGACGCUCGACAAUGCGGUGCGUGUAGUGCAGGCGAUGGUGGACAUCGCGGCGAACAACGGGCACCUCUACACCGCGCUGCGAUGCAUGUCGCUGCUGCAGUGCAUAGUGCAGGGGUUGUGGUGGCACUCUAGCACGCUACUGCAGAUCCCGCAUGUGACGGAGGCCAUGCUUCCCACUAUAAAAGCACGCUGCAGUGGCAUCGAACACGCAGCGCAGGUGGCAAACAGUCCGCUCUCCACACUGCAGACGAUGCAAGGUGUUCUGCGCGACGACUGCGGCCUCACUGCGGCGCAGCUGCGUGAAGCAAUGGAGGCGGUCGUCGGUUUCCCCCUCAUUGAUGUCCGACUAACCCUCUCCCGCAUCCUCGAGGGGGAGAAGAAGAAGAAUAACAACACUGAUGAUUUUGCUGCUGGUGGCGACGGCGCACAGGCGGAGCAGGGAGAGGCAAUGGAGGAGGCGGCGUACGAGUUGGCGGUGCAUCUGACGCGUCUCUCUGUGGCCAGCAAGCACGCCGUUGCCCCACGCUUUACCAAGGCGAAGGACGAACAGUUCUGGCUUGUGCUCGGCAACGAGGCAACAGGUGAGCUGAUUGCGAUGAAGCGCGUGAAUCGCCUGUCGACGCGUGUCACGACGACGCUGUGCUUCGAGUGGGACGAUGAGUGGGCCGAAUUUGCUGAGGGCGGCACGGUGACACUCAACCUGUACGUGGUGUGCGACUCGUACAUUGGCCUUGACCAGCAGCACAGCUUCCGGGUGCCGGCGCCGACCAACAGGUGGUAG
Messenger RNA from Trypanosoma grayi, 6438 nucleotides. RefSeq names its product putative RNA helicase. Gene Ontology annotation, cellular component: nucleus. Lineage: Eukaryota; Euglenozoa; Kinetoplastea; Trypanosomatida; Trypanosomatidae. The coding region runs from base 1 to 6438 and encodes 2145 amino acids. The transcript has a single exon. Gene Ontology annotation, molecular function: ATP binding; nucleic acid binding; ATP hydrolysis activity. The record is from RefSeq and is a predicted model, not a curated record.